Molecule: messenger RNA, 1161 nt
Organism: Miscanthus lutarioriparius
Lineage: Eukaryota; Viridiplantae; Streptophyta; Magnoliopsida; Poales; Poaceae
Source: the annotation of a GenBank genome assembly
AUGGCCUGGGGUCAAGGUGCUAAGAGGUCCAUACUAGGGCUUCUCUUUCGUGCUCAGCAGCAAACCGCUCGGGCAUACUCUUCUUCAGCAUUCCAGACUCAUCAAUUGAGCACUCAUGUUCCCCAAGAUGGCGUGUUUCUUAGGAGAUUCAGCUCUGAGGUGUCUUCUUCAGAGCAAAUGAACCUUAUUAAGCAACUCAGGCAAAGAACGAGUGCUCCAAUCAAAGAUGUCAAGGCCUCCCUAGUUGCCUGCAACUGGGAUAUUGAGGCUGCGCAGAAGGACCUAAGGAAGAGAGGUGUUGCUCUUGCUGCCAAAAAGUCUUCACGCACUGCUGCUGAAGGUUUGCUAGCUAUCGCACAAGAUGACAAAAGGGCUGCUGUAGUUGAGCUUAACUGUGAAACUGAUUUCGUAGCAAGAAAUGAUGUUUUCCAGUACCUGGCUUCAUCAUUGGCAAAGAUGGCUUUAUCUGCUCAGGGUCCCGGUGAAUUGUUCAUGCCUUUUGGUCCUGAACUUUUAGAGAACAUGUCUAUCAAUCUUGAUCAUCCGAUGCUCAGCGGGGAAACAACUGUCCAAAGUGCUGUUACAGAAGUUGCUGCAAUGGUUGGGGAGAAUGUGAAACUCAGAAGAGGUUUCAUGCUGUCCACAACUGCACAUGGUGUUGUUUCAUCGUAUAUGCAUACCUGUCCCCAGCCAGGUAUGGGUCGUAUCGCUGGAUUGGUCACACUAGAAGCAGAAGAUAGCAGUACUCUCCUUGAUGCUGUCAAAAGUGUUGGGUCAUCUAUUGCGAUGCAGAUUGUUGCAACAAAGCCAUUAUUCUUAUCAAAAGAACUGGUUUCUGCUUCUGCUUUAGAAAAUGAGCGUGAAAUAUUUCGAACACAGGCCGAAAGCUCAGGGAAAUCCCAAAUGGCUAUGGAAAAAAUGGUGGAAGGCCGAUUGAGGAAGUACUUUGAAGAAGUUGUGCUCAUGGAGCAAAAAUAUGUUUUAAAUGACAACACAAACGUUAAGACCGUGCUGAAUGACUUGUCGAAAGAGGUUGGUUCUAAAGUAAUAAUCGGUAACUUCAUCAGAAUGGAGGUUGGAGAAGGGAUUGAGAGGUACAGUAUAUUUGUCCUAUCCCAUGUCAUCUCUAUCGACAAGUGGGUUUUUGUUUGCGAUGUGUAA